ACUACACCUCCCAGCAGGCAGCGCGGCAACGCGCCUCCCCCUAUCACGUGACGGGAGGCGGCGGGGGGCUCCACCCGGAAGGGCACGGCAGCGGGACGGCGCGCCGGUGCUACCGGAGCCCCGCGGCGCAGGCGCGGCCAUGGUGUCCGGCAAGCAGCUGGCCGACUUCGGCUACAAGGCCUUCUCCGGUUCCAUGAUGCUGCUGACGGUGUACGGCGGGUACCUGUGCGGCCUCCGCGCCUACCGCCUCCUCCAGCGCCGCCGGGAGCGGCAGUCCGCCGCCGGCCCCGGGAGCUGAGGGCGCCGGGGACCCGGUCCCGGCUGGGGUGGGGGGGGGAAGGAGAGUAAUAAAAACCGUGUGAAAACGCCCAAA
Molecule: messenger RNA, 373 nt
Organism: Tyto alba (common barn owl)
Lineage: Eukaryota; Metazoa; Chordata; Aves; Strigiformes; Tytonidae
Product: cytochrome c oxidase assembly protein COX14
Exons: 2
Coding region: 140-298 (52 amino acids)
Biological process (GO): mitochondrial respiratory chain complex IV assembly
Cellular component (GO): mitochondrion
Source: RefSeq, a predicted model, not a curated record